Staurois parvus is the source of this 650-nucleotide messenger RNA. The record is from the annotation of a GenBank genome assembly. Lineage: Eukaryota; Metazoa; Chordata; Amphibia; Anura; Ranidae.
GAAUGAAAGGGGCGGGGCCAGGGGCAGUGAGGAAAGGGCUAGAUGAUGCUCUAAUGUAUGAAAGGGGUGGGGCUAGUCAGGCUGGAAAGAAGAGGGGGAGGAACCAAUACACCUGUGCAAGACUGAAGGGGAGGAGCCAAUACACCUGUGCAAGACUGAAGGGGAGGAGGAGCCAGUACAGCUGUGCAAGACUGAAGGGGAGGAGGCAGUACAGCUGUGCAAGACUGAAGGGGAGGAGCCUAUACACCUGUGCAAGACUGAAGGGGAGGAGCCAAUUCACCUGCGCAAGACUGAAGGGGAGGAGCCAGUACAGCUGUGCAAGACUGAAGGGGAGGAGCCAGUACACCUGUGCAAGACUGAAGGGGAGGAGCCAGUACAGCUGUGCAAGACUGAAGGGGAGGAGCCAGUACAGCUGUGCAAGACUAAAGGGGAGGAGCCGGUACACCUUGCAAGACUGGAGGGGAGGAGCCAGUACACCUGUGCAAGACUGAAGGGGAGGAGUCAGUACACCUGUGCAAGACUGGAGGGGAGGAGCCAGUACACCUGUGCAAGACUGAGGGGAGGAGCUGUACACCUGUGCAAGACUGAAGGGGAGGAGCCGGUACACCUGUGCAAGACUGAGGGGAGGAGCUGUACACCUGUGCAAGACU